AUGAAGAUCGCGCGGGUUUAAGCCUACAGUCUUCCGGUCCUCCGCUGUUCGACUCGUGCGUGAGAGUCAGAGCAGCGGUCGCGUGUUCCGGUGUUCCGGUGUGACGGAGCGCGCCUGCGGGCAGAAGCGGUGAGUCAGUGCGCGGCGGAGGAUGAUGGAAACCGAAGCGCCGCUGUCUGUGACCGAGCGCCGCCGAACCGGAGACCGGGCCCGCUCCCUGUGACAUGGACUUGAGCUCGAGACCUCAACACGGCGACAAAAUCACGAGAAAACGUUACGCAGUCGACGCAGGAGCGGCGCGUUCUGCUCUGUCGCAUUCUCUCCUCGCGGCGCAUCCAUUAUUUACCGAACCUCACGGGAUAUUCACCGGUAAACACUAAGCGGCGUGGACUUUACACACACGGAUCAUCGUGUGACUGCGCUGACAUUAUUCCAUCUUCACUUAAAACGAAGAAAAAGAGGAAAAUAUGAGCGAGCAGAGCAUCUGUCAGGCCCGCGCCUCAGUCAUGGUCUAUGACGACACCAGCAAGAAAUGGGUGCCGAUCAAACCGGGUCAGCAGGGCUUCAGUCGAAUCAACAUCUACCACAACACCAGCAGCAGCAGCUUCCGCGUGGUGGGAGUCAAACUGCAGGACCAGCAGGUGGUCAUCAACUACUCCAUCGUGAAGGGUCUGAAGUAUAACCAGGCCACGCCCACCUUCCACCAGUGGCGUGACGCGCGGCAGGUGUACGGACUCAACUUCGCCAGUAAAGAGGAGGCCACCACCUUCUCCAACGCCAUGCUGUUCGCCCUCAAUGUGCUCAGCAGCCAGGAGCCAGGUCCAGCUGUUCAGCGUCAAGUCCAGAAUGGGCCGGGUUCAGAAGAACUGGAGGUCCAGAGACGGCAAAUGGAAAUGCAGCAGCAGCAGAUGAACAUUGAGCGAGAGAGACGGUCGUCUAACUCAGGUUCUCCGUUUCAGGGUCACCCUGCGGUGCUGUCUGUAGCUCCUCCCAUCGUGGCUCCGCCUCCUCUGUCGAUGGGCGGUCCCUGUCCUCCUCCCCCUCCCCCGCCCGGGCCGCCGCCCCCCUCAGCUGGAGCUCCACCCCCUCCUCCACCUCCUCUGCCUGUGGGUGGAUACGGUGGACACGCCCAGGAUGAUAGCCACGCCCCCACGGGUCUCGCAGCCAUGAUCGCCGGAGCCAAACUGCGGCGUGUGCAACGGCCGGAGGAGAACUCUGCGUCCGCAGCCAAGAGCGAAGCCAACCGCAGCAGCGGAGGAAGCGGAGGACUGAUGGAGGAGAUGAACGCGCUGCUCGCACGCAGGAGGAAAGCAGCAGACGAGAAGAAGGAUGGAGAAAACCAAAGUGAUGAUCCCGGAGUGAAGAAGCCGUGGGACCGAGCCAACUCCGCCGAGAGAUCAUCUCUGGUGUCCAGGGUUCGAGCCGUGGGCAGCAUCAGUGACUCGGACGCUUUAGACUUCGACCGAAUGAAACAGGAGAUCUUGGAAGAAGUGGUUCGUGAAUUGCACAAGGUGAAGGACGAGAUCAUUGAUGCCAUUAGACAUGAACUCAGUCGAAUCAGCACCACAUAAUGUGCAUCGAACCCCUGCGGAUGCUGCUGUCGCUGACGCCAGACGUUACAGCUGUAUUAAAGCACUCGUUUUAACACGUCUGCAACGUCCAGGAGCCGCAAGAUGUGUUUCUGACACUCCUUCAUCUUGGUGACAGUCUUUUCAGAAACUGAAGAAAACAGAGCAAACAUCUGGACUCCUCAUUUGUCUGCAUUAUUAUUAUUAUUAGUAUUAUUAUUAUUAUAGGUAUAGUUGUAGUAGUAGUAGUAGUAGUAGUGUUUUCAUGUAGAUAAAGGAAUUAAUAAUAAUAAUAAUAAUGAUAAUGAUGUCAUUGCACAUCUCUUCAGCAUUAGUCUUUUAUAUUUGUAUCGUUUAACUUUUCCUCAAGGUUCAUCAUGAGCACAUUACUGUUUUUAAGAGGUUUUUUUUUUUUUUUAUCCUUUUUGCCAUAAUUAUGUAUUUAAUCACCAAAGGAGGUUUUUUUAAAGAUGCAUAGGCUGUUCUGAGUUAUUAUCUAAUGAACAAACAUCACACACCAGAGUAUUUGUGAUCAUGUUGUUAAUAAAAUGUUUAUUGGCUGCGAGGACAUGGUGAAAUAUUGUUCUGUUUUAUGAUUUCUGUCUUUGACCAAGUGCUUCCUGGUUUUAAAAAAAAGAUAUACAUGACAUUCAAAAAGAAGUGAAAUAAAGUGUGAAGGUUGUGUUGGAAGAA
This is a messenger RNA of Carassius gibelio (silver crucian carp), 2261 nucleotides long. RefSeq names its product Enah/Vasp-like b (gene evlb). Gene Ontology annotation, cellular component: cytoskeleton. The transcript is spliced from 12 exons. Gene Ontology annotation, molecular function: actin binding; profilin binding; SH3 domain binding. Gene Ontology annotation, biological process: positive regulation of actin filament polymerization; protein homotetramerization; actin polymerization or depolymerization. The record is from RefSeq and is a predicted model, not a curated record. Lineage: Eukaryota; Metazoa; Chordata; Actinopteri; Cypriniformes; Cyprinidae. The coding region runs from base 468 to 1571 and encodes 367 amino acids.